CUCUCCUUGAUCACAACAACAGCACCCCACACCAGAAUGCAUUGAUUGAUGAUAAUGACAAAAUGACUCGUGGCACUGUGGCAGUAACUUACCGCUUAAUUGGAUAAAGCCAACUCUCAAUAUUCUCUUAUUUUUAUUCAAUUCAUUCCCGAACAAAAAUUAACACUGGAACUCGCCGAGUCUCCAUUUCCAACGUUUUAUUGUUGCCCACAUUUUCAAGAUGCAGCUCAAAGAUCCCACUGAUACAACCACACUCAGUUAUUGGUUAAAUUGGAGGUUCGGUCUGUCUGCAGUUUCUGUCUGCUUGCCUAUGGUUUUUGCGCUUCUUAUAUUAUGGAAGCAUGGCGGUCGAAGGAACUUUACAUCGGGCAAAGGAGAAAACCGGCAAGACAGGACUUUAUCUGGUGAUGAAGCAUGGAAACCAUGCCUUAAAGAUAUUCACCCUGUUUGUUUGCUAGCUUUUCGAGUUAUUGCAUUCUCUUCUCUUUUGGCAUCGCUAAUUGGAAAAAUUCUUAUCAGUGGUGGCGUCAUAUUUUAUUAUUAUACUCAGUGGACUUUCACUCUGGUUACAAUUUAUUUUGGGUAUGCAUCGAUAAUAUCAGUGUAUGGGUGUUAUCAAUAUAAAAGAUCGACAAACACGGCAUUUGAUGUUAAUAAUGCUAGAGUAGAUGUAGAGCAAGGACCAUACAUGUCUCUCUUACACCAGGAUCCAGAAAAUCUGUCUAGAGUGGAACGCCUUGCUGAUCCUCACGUGAAUGUAGAAAAGAAACAAGUUCCAGCAAUUUGGAGUUAUAUUUUUCAAAUUCUUUUCCAGAUUAAUGCCGGAGCAGUAAUGCUUACAGAUUGCGUUUAUUGGCUCAUUAUUUUUCCAUUUCUUACCCUGAGGGAUUAUGAUUUAAACUUUAUGACAGUGAACAUGCAUACACUCAAUGUUAUUUUUCUACUCGGUGAUGCAGCUCUAAAUUGUCUGCAAAUACCCUGGUUUGGGAUGUCCUUCUUUGUGUUAUGGACAGGAGCUUACGUCAUUUUUCAGUGGACUAUUCAUUCCUUCGAAUCAAUUUGGUGGCCAUACCCAUUUCUUGAUCUGUCAUCACCCUAUGCUCCAUUGUGGUACUUAUUGGUGGCAUUAUUGCAUAUUCCAUGUUAUGGCUUAUUUAAGCUGAUCGUAGAAAUGAAACAUUAUUUCUUGUCAAAAUGGUUUCCUUCCUCUUACCAGUGCUAAAGAUUGAGUGGUAUCAAAGUAGGAUCCCUUUAGAGCCUGUUGCAGUUUGGUCUGCACCAGAACUGCAUUCAGCUCUCGCAACUGCAAAGUGGAUGCUUGAGCUCAGUCACGCUUUCAUGCUCAAACAAAAUACUGAAAAUCAGCCAAUACGGUAAUGUGACCCAAACUAAGUUUAAUUCUCCCACCAUUCAAUUGUUCCCAAGCAAAAGGUAAAGCAGGAUUUAUGUAUGAGGGAAAGCCUCUCUUUAUUUCAUUAGUCUUGUUCCCUUUUUCACUCACAUGCUUGUGUACUUCAUUGAGCUACAUGGGAUCAAGUUUAUACAUGUCGUGACUUGGUGCUUAGCCAAAAGAAAUAGGAGGGAGGGAAUGAAAAUACAAUGCUAAACACUAAAGUUCAGAUUUGUUAUUCACUUUAUAGCAAUGCUGUUAAGAAGAGAUAAGAGUUACCUUCAUAAAACCUACUUUGGUACAA
Molecule: messenger RNA, 1694 nt
Organism: Lotus japonicus
Lineage: Eukaryota; Viridiplantae; Streptophyta; Magnoliopsida; Fabales; Fabaceae
Exons: 9
Coding region: 221-1222 (333 amino acids)
Cellular component (GO): membrane
Source: RefSeq, a predicted model, not a curated record